GGCUUUGUUUCAUCCGUUAAGCCCUCGAAUAAGACCAGAAAGCGCUAACCCUAAUUGUCUCCUUUGUUCAUCUGAGUUUGAGUUCAGCAGCUAUAAUGACGAUUGAUCGUUCUCUAUCAUCUUGUAAAGGAUCGCGACUUUAGUGACAUUAAUACAGACGCCCAGUACGAGCCCUUCAAUGCGUCGUUUCCGUGGGCGAAAUCUCUGCUAGGGUGUUUUUUCUGAUUUGAAGUGUUCAUCGGUUGUGGAAGCUAGGCUGCUGUGAUACUGGGAGGCUAGGAACUUUAAGCGUGGUGGAGAGCUUAUGUGGGAUCCAUAAGAUGAGAGGAGAGAGUUGGUUUCAAAUAAUAACAUGGGAGGGAAGUCCACUUUCAUUCGCCAGGUUGGGGUGACUGUGCUGAUGGCUCAAGUUGGUUCCUUUGUUCCUUGUGAUAAAGCUUCAGUUUCCAUCAGAGACAGUAUCUUUGCCCGUGUAGGAGCAGGCGAUUGCCAACUGCGUGGAGUGCCUACUUUCAUGCAAGAAAUGCUUGAAACCGCUUUGAUUUUAAAAGGAGCUACCGAUAAAUCACUGAUAAUAAUCAAUGAAUUGGGCUGUGGAACAUCAACCUAUGAUGGUUUUGGUCUAGCAUGGGCUAUAUGUGAGCAUCUGGUACAAGUGAAGAAAGCUCUUACUCUGUUUGCUACUCACUUCCAUGAACUUACUGCCUUGGCUCAAGCAAGCUCUGAGGUUGCAGGUAACAUCGUUGGCGUUGCAAACUUCCAUGUCAGUGCACACAUUGAUACAGAAAGCCGCAAACUCACCAUGCUUUACAAGGUUGAACCAGGGGCAUGUGACCAGAGGUUAGGGAUCCAUGUGGCUGAGUUUGCUAACUUCCCUGAAAGCGUAGUGGCGCUAGCAAGAGAGAAAGCUGCAGAAGUGAAAAAAAAUGCUAGGAUAUGCGAGCAGUUUACUUGAUAGCAACAGCAAGGCUACUUCCUUCAAAAAAAACGUACUACCAACAAUCCAUUGACUGGAAUAGCUGGGAGUGUGUCCCCAAGAUUUCAUAUCCAACUUCAGUGCAUUGAUUCACCGGUCACCCCGUGGUUGGUUGUUGUUUUCAUGUUAAAUACGAGAAGAACAUUUGGGCAUAUAUAUUACUUAAAUAAAUGGAUGCAUCUGGUUUUGAUUUGGCAGCCUAUGAUUUCACUGAUUUUGCAAAUCCUGCAGUCAUGGAUAUUCUACUCUUGCAUACAAUUAUCUGUCUACUCAAGGUUCAUGCUUCAAUAAGAACUUUAUAACUAAUCUGCUUCCCUAUACUACAUAUGGCAGUUGCAUUAUUAAAAUAUCAUUGGUGUUUAGUCAACAUGAUUUAGUUUGUUUAGCCGUCUUGCUUAUUUACGUAUGAAAAGCAUAGGUAGAGAAACUAAAGGUUGUCGUGGGGAUCUCUUACACAACUUCUCUGAACCAUAUGGUUGUUGUGAGGAAUGCUUAUUGUUAUCUCUCCUUGAUUCUUCCUUUGAAGACACACUGUUUCCUCUGUGCGUUUUCCUCUUCCAAAUGUGUUUUUUUAUCAUACCUUCUCACUUUCAAUAUAUUUUUUUCUUUUUUUUUGUCUUUUAGCAGGUUCAAAUAUGUGGAUACUAAAAAUGAGGAAACUUCAUGGUGAAACUCGCCAUAAAGAGAAAGGAGGACGAGGAGAGAAAGCAGACGUGGAAAAAUCAAAGAAAGAACUUAUGAUCAAAGGUUAGCACAUUGAGGUAUAUUGCAUCACAUUGCCGUGUGCAUUUGUUAGGAAAAGUCCAAGAUUAUUGGAGAAGUCCCUUUCAAUGAUUCUAAAGCACCAAGGUUGAAGGACUUUGAAAACAAGAAAGCUUACUUCAAGUCAAUGAUCAGAACAUUUCUGGAUCAAUGCGUAGUGUUGUUUUAGCUUAUGUGUUGGAAGAUUCAUACAACCAGUAACUAAUGCGCUCCCCACAUGAUCUGAAAGGACCUCUGAAUGUGUAGUGUCAGUUUGAGGAAUGUUUAAUAUGUAUAGAUGAUGGUGGUCUUACAAGAGAAUGAUAUCAAUUAGUGUCAACAAUUAUAUUUGUCCAGUUUCA
Molecule: messenger RNA, 2079 nt
Organism: Brassica oleracea var. oleracea
Lineage: Eukaryota; Viridiplantae; Streptophyta; Magnoliopsida; Brassicales; Brassicaceae
Product: DNA mismatch repair protein MSH2-like
Exons: 6
Coding region: 353-955 (200 amino acids)
Biological process (GO): mismatch repair; mitotic recombination
Cellular component (GO): MutSalpha complex; nucleus
Molecular function (GO): ATP-dependent DNA damage sensor activity; mismatched DNA binding; ATP binding
Source: RefSeq, a predicted model, not a curated record